CUCUGAGUGGUGGCUGUGGGGAGCUCCCUCAGGCUGCCAUGCUAACUCCUCCCCAGGAAUCCGAGAUGGAAGCCCCUGACCUGGACACCCGUGGACCUGAUGGGGUGACACCCCUGAUGUCCGCGGUUUGCUGUGGGGAAGUAGAGUCCAGGACCUUCCAAGGGGCAUGGUUGGGAUGUCCUGGGCCCUGGGAACCUCUGCUGGAUGGAGGGGCCUGUCCCCAGGCUCACACCGUGGGCACUGGGGAGACCCCCCUGCACCUGGCUGCCCGAUUCUGCCGGCCAACCGCUGCCCGCCGCCUCCUUGAGGCUGGAGCCAACCCCAACCAGCCAGACCGCGCAGGGCGCACACCCCUUCAUGCUGCUGUGGCUGCUGAUGCUCGCGAGGUCUGCCAGCUUCUGCUCCGUAGCAGACAAACUGCAGUGGACGCUCGCACAGAGGACGGGACCACACCCUUGAUGCUGGCUGCCAGACUGGCAGUGGAAGACCUGGUUGAAGAACUGAUUGCAGCCCAAGCAGACGUGGGGGCCAGAGAUAAAUGGGGGAAAACUGCGCUGCACUGGGCUGCUGCCGUGAACAACGCCCGAGCCGCCCGCUCGCUUCUUCAGGCCGGAGCCGAUAAAGACGCCCAAGACAGCAGGGUUAGAUGGGACAGAGGGCUUCCCACAAAACAGUCGGGCGCAGGAGAGAUGGAAAGUGCGGUAACCCGCAAAGCCUGAAGGGAGAGGGGCCAGUGGUCCCGUAAGUGAAGGUAGAAAGGCCCAGUCCUGUGGGCGUGGCCUGCCCUGAUAUCGCCCCUGGCUCUUUCCUCCUGUGCAGGAGCAGACGCCGCUGUUCCUGGCGGCACGGGAAGGAGCGGUGGAAGUAGCCCAGCUGCUGCUGGGGCUGGGGGCAGCCCGAGAGCUGCGGGACCAGGCUGGGCUAGCGCCCGCGGACGUCGCUCGCCAACGAAACCACUGGGAUCUGCUGACGCUGCUGGAAGGGGCGGGGCCACUAGAAGCCCGUCACAAAGCCACGCC
Messenger RNA from Mandrillus leucophaeus (drill), 1019 nucleotides. RefSeq names its product neurogenic locus notch homolog protein 4-like. Gene Ontology annotation, molecular function: protein binding. The transcript is spliced from 4 exons. Gene Ontology annotation, cellular component: nucleus. Bases 39 to 719 code for a protein of 226 amino acids. The record is from RefSeq and is a predicted model, not a curated record. Gene Ontology annotation, biological process: regulation of gene expression. Lineage: Eukaryota; Metazoa; Chordata; Mammalia; Primates; Cercopithecidae.